This is a messenger RNA of Acanthosepion pharaonis, 453 nucleotides long. The record is from the annotation of a GenBank genome assembly. Lineage: Eukaryota; Metazoa; Mollusca; Cephalopoda; Sepiida; Sepiidae.
AUGGAUUGCGCCCUUUUCUGCUUCGCAAGAUCCACCUGCAAAUCAUACACUUUCGAUAAACAAAAGUGUUUUCUUUUUGAGAAUAAUUAUGGAAAAACGAAAUUGAAUACUUUAACCACUGAUAUAAGAAAACAGCAUUGGAAUAUUGCAAAAGGAUGUCGACAACAGCUGUGUCAACCGGAUGAAUAUUGUGUAUCCUACGAUAAAUGUUCUUAUGCCUGUUUGAAAUUAGCUAUAAAUUGUGGUCUCCCUGAGAGUGUACUUAACGCUAAAUAUUUUUUGCCAACUGAAUUCGAAAUGGACCAAAGUAGAUUUAAAAUGUUCACGGAUUUGAUAGUGGAGGUUAAAAGGAAAAAAGGAAGAUUAGCGUUUACCAAUCGCAUUAUAAAUGGUCCAAAGCAGAUUUGCCUUGUAUACGUGAUUAUUUUACGACUUUUAAUAAUACCCGUUUAA